This is a messenger RNA of Aspergillus niger, 639 nucleotides long. RefSeq lists its product as hypothetical. Bases 1 to 639 code for a protein of 212 amino acids. The record is from RefSeq and is a predicted model, not a curated record. The transcript has 4 exons. NCBI's taxonomy places the organism in Eukaryota, Fungi, Ascomycota, Eurotiomycetes, Eurotiales, Aspergillaceae.
AUGCUCAUCCCGACGGUGUCACCGUUUCUACCCAACAUCCGGGAUUUCCGCAGGGAAGGUGUGCGUGUGUGCAACUCUCAGUGCGUUAGGCUAGACCAGGCCAGGCCAGGUCAGUACUUUCUUUCUUUCUUGCCUUCUUAUUCUGACCUUGUGCAGGCUGGUGGGCUCCCCUGCCUAUGGAGGAGAUUAAUGCUGCCACCAUCGUAUUCCAUCCCCCAUCCCCCGCAAGUGCAAACAUACAGUGCACACGAUAGAUCGGCAAUGAGCCACACGGAGCGAAGCAAUGAUCGUGCGGGGAAAGGAAAUCCUGACAAUGGUAGGGAUCAGGGGGUUUUGAGUGUGGUGCCGUAUGAUAUGGGCACGUCUGAUUUGCACAAUGACGGAUGCAGAAGCGUUUGGGGCUUGCUAGACCCGGUAAAAGCCGGGGUGCAGUGUAUGUGGAUGGAAUCAAGCGGUGAAUUGGAAAACCUUAUUGUGCAGGACCAACACAGACACUUCUUUCUCCGACUUGCUAUUUGCUCCGUUGCAACUGGUCUUCAUGGGAAGAGACUCUGCGGCACUUUUGAUCUUCAGAAUACAUAUGCCCUAGGUAAUGUGCAGUUGCCUGAGCUCUGGUGGAUACGUGAAGGAUGGGAAUGA